This is a messenger RNA of Encephalitozoon intestinalis ATCC 50506, 402 nucleotides long. RefSeq lists its product as uncharacterized. The transcript has a single exon. Bases 1 to 402 code for a protein of 133 amino acids. The record is from RefSeq and is a predicted model, not a curated record. NCBI's taxonomy places the organism in Eukaryota, Fungi, Microsporidia, Unikaryonidae.
AUGCAUAAUAUGGACACCGAAUUCAUAAGCGGAGUUGUUGUCUCCUACACCAAGCUUCUAAGAGAGAUAAGCAAUAUGAAGAAGGAAAUCAAAGAGGUUUUGGGAACUGCCCAGGCUGUUUUAUCACUUAUAAGCGCAUGCCAUUCCACAGAAGCAUCUUGCAGAUCUUCCGGUUGUAGAUGUUCACACAGCCUAGCAGAAGCUGGAGAGAAAAUAGGCUUAGGAUCCUACAAAAGAACACUUAAGAGCCCCAAGAAGCCUCUAACAGGGAAGAAAGAACCCAGUCGUCGCAAAGGGACAGGUAAGAAUAGUUCAUUAAUAACAGACAGCCAUCCUAGUUUCUUUGAGGAGGUUGGAGGUGAGGUAUGCAGCCCACAGAAAGAAGGGGAUUCAUCUUGUUGA